CUGCCAUCGUCGUCGGUCGUGUCAGUCAGAUUAGUUUCAACCUCCGAUCGGGCGGGUCAGCCAGCCGUGUGCCGCCGCAGCCUCUCUCGCGUGCCUAGUGGUCGUCGUCGUCGUCGUUUUCGUCGAGUGUGUAACGCUUGGAUUCGCGACGAAUAAGACUUCGAUUCUAAUCUGACUGACCUGAGCGGGGUUACAGUGUUGCGUAAAGGUUAUUCACACGAAGCUCCGCAGAAGAAACGAAAAGCUCAAUUUACAACUGCACAGGAAAGUUAUUGUGAUAUACAGAUCAAACGGAUGGAGAAGUGAGAGGAAAACAGCAGUGAUGUGAAGUCUGUGUGUGCCAAAGUCGUUUAGCAAACAGAAGCAUUUCUACGUAUAGUGUACAAGUGCAAUAUACCUACCUAGCUAAGUAUCGAAAGCGAAAGCCAGGAAAAUCAGUGAUAAAAGGGAAAAAUGUGCCAACCAAGUUGCCAAAACGGAAUCAAGGAAAGUGCUUAAAUUAGGGUUUGAGAAGAUUUUCUCCAUUCUUCUUGCCGGUUAAGAAGGAAAAGGGGGAAAAGCUUCGCAUGUACGUUGUACAUAGAUACCGAAAGGGGCGCUGCAUAACGAGUCUAAAGGAAAACUUCGCAACGACAAGCUGCUUCAGCAAAAUCAUUCUUAGUCGUACUAUCAACAACGUGGUGCUUCCAAGAUGACCCUGCCAGACACACUGAAUCCCGGCCCGGAGGUCGUCGAUCAGCUGCGGCAAAUGUUCAAGCAGAAAAUGGAGCAAAAUGCGGCGAAAAUCCCUGUCGGAGGAUUUGACGAGCGCGAUAUGAACAAAAUAAUGGCCAACGAUGUAUGGUUAACCAAAUUUUUGGAGAACAAUGAUCUCGACAUGAAGAAAUCCCUCGAACAACUGUGGGAUACAUGCAUGUGGCGAAAGACAGCCAAUAUCAAUGAAAUCAGCGAGGACAACAUUCGGUUAGACUACGUCCACGAUGGGAUCAUGUUCUCCCGGGGGAAGGACGUCGACGGCAAGGCAGUGUUCAUCUUUCGGUCUAGACUGUAUACCCGGGGUUCCCGUGACCUGGACGAAAUGAAACGAGUGUUCAUAUAUUGGCUGGAACGAUGCAUACGGGAGGCCAAUGACGACUACAUUACCUUCAUGUUCGAACUUACCGACGCAGGGCUCAGUAACGUAGAUAUGGACCUAACGAAGUACAUUAUCACUACGCUCAAGAGCUACUAUCCAUAUUCCUUGAAUUACAUCCUAGUGUAUGAUCUUCCAUGGAUACUUAAUGCUACAUUCCAAAUCAUCAAAAGACUACUUCCUGCCAAGGCCGUUGAUAGAUUAAAGAACAUAAAUAACAAAAACAUUCGGGACUACAUCGACGAGGACUACAUGCUAGUGCCAUGGGGUGGAAAGGAUGACUAUGAGUUUAAAUUUAUCCCGGAGCAGCGGCAGCCAGAGCCAUCACUACUUAACAACAACAAUAACUUCGUCAACCAUAACAACAAUAGCAUCAAGAAGGUUCACUUUGCAAACCUUAGUUCUUCCGAGUCUCCUAUGAACGAAUCGGCUAACUCCAACCACGGCAACACAGACGGAGAGAUGUUACGAAUAAUUCCUCAGAAUAAUAUCGUAUUCACAAAAUCCGGAAAUGAACUAGUUGGGAAUGUCGAAAUCAUCAACAUACAUAAAGAACCAAUCACAUAUAAGAUCAAAACGACAGCUCCGGAGAAGUUUCGGGUGCGGCCCAGCACUGGAGUACUGUCUCCGUCUGCCACUGUCACUAUCAAUGUAGUGCUGCAGCAUGGCCAUCAGGUCAUUACUCUGAACCGGGAGAAGUUCUUGGUAAUGUGUAUGGCGUUCACAAAUGACUUGUCCACCAGUUCGCAAGAUUUGGCCGACCUGUGGAAGAACACACCUGCAAGCAGUGCCUCGGUUGAACAACAUCGGCUCAAGUGUUUCAUGCCUGCGAACCUCGAUGAUGGCAGUUUGCGGAACGGAUUGCCUCUACAAGCUGGCGCCGGAGCUGGCGAUAUGCUAGGUGCUACUGCCGGAUAUGCCGGCAGUGGAGGUGAUAGAAGUGACUUUUUCCACUUCCAGCAGGCCAUGGCUCAGUUGAACGAAACAACCCAACGGCUAGAAACGCAAGCCAAGCACAAUCAAAGGACGCAAAUCAUUUCCAUCGUUGUGUUCUUGCUGCUCUCCAUAGCCAUUGUGUACAUUCUGAAAGCGGAGAUCAAAAGCUCUGUCGGACAGUAUCAUUAGAAUUAGCGAGGAUGGGGUGAAUAUCGCUGGUAGCGAAACUGCAUUAUCGGGUGAAGUUUUUAUAUCUUAAACUGUAGCAUGCCUAGUUUUUUUUUCCUGUAAGCCUUUGAACCAAGGGCAAAUUAGCAAACUUUUUUUUUCUUAUGUAGCAGAGUAAUAUCGUCUUGUGAAACUUAAGUGCAUGCUAGAUUCAUUAUGAUCAUAUUAAAUAUGUUUCAUCCAUAACAACUUACCUUUGUUUAUUUAUGUUUCCUUAUUCUAUCCAAAACAAUUGCAUGCUAUAGUUGGUAUGGCCCUGUUACACAUUAGGUUUGUUGUACAAAAUACUUUGAUGCCUUUUAAUUUAUUAUCAUAAGAUAUUUUAGGUUACUCAACAUAAAAGUUUAGCGAGUUUUCGGAAUGUAUCAUUUGAUAUCACAAUAAAAUGCCAAGCAUCUAAAAAUAA
Aedes albopictus (Asian tiger mosquito) is the source of this 2702-nucleotide messenger RNA. RefSeq names its product motile sperm domain-containing protein 2. Gene Ontology annotation, cellular component: endoplasmic reticulum-endosome membrane contact site; endomembrane system. The record is from RefSeq and is a predicted model, not a curated record. Lineage: Eukaryota; Metazoa; Arthropoda; Insecta; Diptera; Culicidae. The coding region runs from base 692 to 2257 and encodes 521 amino acids. The transcript has 9 exons.